Molecule: messenger RNA, 1234 nt
Organism: Perca fluviatilis (European perch)
Lineage: Eukaryota; Metazoa; Chordata; Actinopteri; Perciformes; Percidae
Product: protein turtle-like
Exons: 3
Coding region: 116-769 (217 amino acids)
Source: RefSeq, a predicted model, not a curated record
CUGUCCCCAGCACAUUUCAAACCAAACUGACGCCCAUUAACUUACCCGUAUCUCCAUCUGGAAAAUAAUUCGAUUUCGUAUUUUUGACCCUCUGAACCGUUGGACAUGCCUCGGCAUGAGACGAGACGGCUUGACCAUGGGACGCUCCAGGCUGCGGCCAUACCCGCCUCCUCCUUCUUGGAAACCGCAACAGCUGUUUUCAGGUUUCAACAUGUUUUGCGCUGUCCUGUGUUUCCUGCUCCUCCUGCAGCUCUCUGCCUCCGAAAAGCCAGAGGAGUUAACGGUGAAGCCCGAGCAGGACGUUACUCUCGUGUGUCGGGCUCUCUCAGACGUCCCCGUCACUCUGCUGGAGUGGAACAGACGAGACCUGAAGGACGACGGCUACGUCUUCUUCUACAGGAACCAGCAAGCUUAUGAGAGGUACCAGCACCCGCGUUACCGGGGCCGGGUGGAGCUGAGAGACCCGGAGAUGAGGCACGGAGACGUCUCCGUUGUUCUGAAGGACGUCGGCGUCAACGACACCGGGACGUACGACUGUCGGGUUAUAAUCACCGGGGGCAACGAGAGAAGGCAGCUCAUCAGCCUGACCGUAGCUGACUCCGAUCCCCCAGCUGGACAGGAGGGCAGAUAUCCUGGACUCGUGGUCAGUCUGCCAGUUGCUGCAGUCCUUCUUGUUAUUCUUCUUCUCAUUUCUGUCUCUUUGUAUUAUAUCAUGUAUAAACGGCGUAACGGUCCCACCAAGAAUCCUUCAUACAAAGCACCGAGGUGACCUGAGUGUCUGAGUCCUCCGUCUGAAAGAAUCAACAGUUAAGAAGAGAAAAAUCUGUUCAAUAAGAGUUAAGGUUGUAGAAAUGAUGAUCCAGCCGUUAGCACGCUCAUAUCAGUCGUUUGUGAUUUUCAUAAUAUCCAAUCACACCUUUUGACUUCUCAAGCUUCAGCCUCUGAAAACUGGAAUGUGUUCUACUAUCUGUAAUGAAAGCUUGCUAAUGUUCUCCUGACAGUUAAAUAAGCUCGUUAAUGUUCUCCUGACAGUUAAAUAAGCUCAUUAAUUUUCUCUGUUUCACUGACAAAUUGAAAUGGUAAUGUUCAGACAGCUAAUUGAAUGUAUAGAUGUGUAACAUUUCUGAAUGUUUUCUUUAUGUUUCACUUUCUGCACUUUAAAUCUAUGUUCUCAUGUUGCACAGCACUCAUCUCUUGACUUUUGUUCUAUAAAUAAAUAUGUUAAGAUUGAAAA